Apodemus sylvaticus (European woodmouse) is the source of this 785-nucleotide messenger RNA. RefSeq names its product cytochrome c oxidase assembly protein COX19. Gene Ontology annotation, cellular component: mitochondrial intermembrane space. Gene Ontology annotation, biological process: mitochondrial respiratory chain complex IV assembly. NCBI's taxonomy places the organism in Eukaryota, Metazoa, Chordata, Mammalia, Rodentia, Muridae. The record is from RefSeq and is a predicted model, not a curated record. Bases 55 to 333 code for a protein of 92 amino acids. The transcript is spliced from 3 exons.
UGUUCGGCCGUCUGCCCUGCGUCGCCAACGCUCUCCGCUCUUGACUUCGCCGUGAUGUCGACCGCAAUGAACUUCGGGACCAAAAGCUUCCAGCCGCGGCCCCCAGACAAAGGCAGCUUCCCGCUGGACCACUUCGGCGAAUGUAAAAGCUUUAAAGAAAAGUUUAUGAAGUGUCUCCGCGACAAGAAUUAUGAAAAUGCUUUGUGCAGAAAUGAAUCUAAAGAGUAUUUAAUGUGCAGGAUGCAAAGGCAGCUGAUGGCACCGGAACCGCUAGAGAAGCUCGGCUUUAGAGACCUAAUGGAGGGGAAGCCGGAGGCAAAGGACGACUGUUGAGAAGAAAACCACAGGGCCGUGUCCCCUGCCUGGGCAGAGCGGAGCCCUUGUGCCCACAGUGACUCAGCCCGUGCUGCCCGGUGGAGGGGCUCCCUGUGUGGACUUGAGAACAUGGCUCAGCCCUGCAGCGCACACCAAAGGCUUCCUCUGCUGACCUCCCUUACCCUCCAGAAGGCGUGUUUCACUUUCCUGUGUAUGUCACCGGAUCCGUCAGGGCCGACCACUGCUGUGACAUGAUAUCCCGCCCAGUGUGGCUGUCAUACCACUGAGGCCCGGGCGGCAUUCCACAGCGGCUCAGCCUGUCGCAGACCUGAGUCCUCACACCAGAACCUGUUCGUGAAACCAAGCAACAGCAAAAUGUCCGCCUUUCGUGCUCAGUUUGCUUCUCUUUCUCUGUCUUCUCUCCUUUGAACAAAACUGGAAUACAAAGUAGGAAGCGGUUUGGCUUUUCA